GAGCCCCCAGGAAACAAAAGCCUCUCACUGAAAUGUGCGGGCCCCAGGUUUCCCUUUGAAAGGGCUAAGUGCUUCAGACACAGAUGGGCUAAUAGUUAGCAGGUCCGUGGAUGAGUGCCAGCUACCCGGCCCUGGACACUGGAGUUUCUGCUGGCAGGCCCAGACCAGCAAAGCUGCUGCUGUGUACCACCAGGGCUGCAGGCAGAGCAGGGCUUGAUGUGGGGUCCUAGAGGUGGGGCCACUGGCCUUUCCGGGUCUGCUCCAAGAAGCAUUAGUACUCCAGAGGGAAGAGGUGAGGCUAACAGCUUGGUCAGCUCUUGCAGAGGCUGAAGGCUCUGCCUGGGAAAGGUGAGUCAAUUCGGUGGGGAACCGCGCUGGGGAACCGGGAUCUGCAGCUGAGUUACGUUUGCCCGAUGCCAGCUGCUGAACACCUGGACCCAGUUCCUGACCGCUUCAUCCUGCAGCCACCCGUCUUCCACCCGGUGGUUCCCUAUGUCACAACCAUUUUUGGUGGCCUGUAUGCAGGCAAGAUGGUCAUGCUGCAGGGUGUGGUCCCUCUACGUGCACAAAGGUUUCAAGUAGACUUCCAGUGUGGGUGCUGCCUGUAUCCUCAGCCAGAUGUUGCCUUCCACUUCAACCCUCGCUUCUACACCAUCAAGCCCCAUGUCAUCUGCAACACCCUCCAAGGUGGACUCUGGCAAAAAGAGGUCCGUUGGCCAGGUGUCACCCUGCAGAGAGGGGCUAGCUUCCUCAUCCUCUUUCUCUUUGAGAGUGAAGAAGUGAAGGUGAGUGUAAACGGAAAGCAUUUUCUCCGCUACCGCUACCGGCUCCCACUGUCACGCGUGGACACCCUUGGCAUAUCCGGUGACAUCUUGGUAAAGGCUGUUGGAUUCCUGAACAUAAAUCCAUUUGUGGAGGGUAGCAGGGAGUACCCAGUCGGAUAUCCUUUCCUGCUCUACAGCUCCAGGCUGGAGGUGCCCUGCUCAUGCACUCUUCCUCGGGGUCUCUGGCCUGGGCAAGUUAUUGUAGUUCGAGGACUGGUCUUGAAAGAGCCAAAAGAUUUCACCCUGAGCCUGAGGGAUGGGGCCACCCAUGUUCCUGUGACACUCAGGGCCUCCUUCACAGACAGAACACUGGCUUGGGUCUCCUCCUGGGGACGAAAGAAGCUGAUCUCAGCCCCCUUCCUAUUUUACCCCCAGCGGUUCUUCGAGGUACUGCUUAUGUGCCAAGAGGGAGGGCUGAAGCUGGCACUCAACGGGCAGGGGCUGGGAGCCACCAGCCUGGACCAGAAAGCCCUGGAGCAGCUGCGGGAGCUAAGGAUCAGUGGAAGCGUCCAUCUCUACUGUGUCCACUACUAAGGAGGGCUCCAAGGCCACCCCAGCUGGAGAAGAAGAAGAGAUGCAGCUACAGCCAGGGCCCCCACUCUGCUGUUCUGACUAGAACAUUGACUUGUCAUCACUGUGUUAGGCCUAGUUCACAUCUGUGUCACAAGCCUGAGUCUACAAGGGCAUCACACACACACACACACACACACACACACACACACACACACACACUGCAUUUUAAUCUAUCAAUUCUGAAAACAAGGGCCCAGGUCAAUGUGUCUCUGCACCCAUCUUCUGCAUUCAGACUCUGUCUUACCCUCAUUCCAACACUCCAUGGGACCAUGUGGCUGGAACUCUAUCCAGACCCAGGCACUGAGAAGGCAAGUAGAGUGUAAACAAGAUGAGCCCCAGGCCUGUGAUCAUCACACACCAUCUACACUCACAUUUUCAUCUACACUCAAGUUUUAUCUACCAUCAC
Acomys russatus (golden spiny mouse) is the source of this 1803-nucleotide messenger RNA. It is a transcript of the gene Lgals12, whose product is annotated as galectin 12. Gene Ontology annotation, biological process: intrinsic apoptotic signaling pathway; lymphatic endothelial cell migration. The transcript is spliced from 9 exons. Gene Ontology annotation, molecular function: lactose binding; integrin binding. NCBI's taxonomy places the organism in Eukaryota, Metazoa, Chordata, Mammalia, Rodentia, Muridae. Bases 414 to 1358 code for a protein of 314 amino acids. The record is from RefSeq and is a predicted model, not a curated record.